CCUAGAGAACAGGACCCGGUUGAUUCAGAAUCAAUCCAGCGUGCAAUGCGAUUGAUUGUUCGCCUUGGACAACCGUUCAGCGCAUUCCUACUAGCGCGCCAGCGCGGCAAAGAAUACAAGAGAAUCGCAUCAGAUCAUGAUAUCGUUGCACAAGUCAAAGACGUGAAUUGUGUUGACAGUAUGAUGGACUCCAUUAGGAUACCAGAGAUAUUGUAGUCGUAGUACGUACUCAUUUGUUUUGAUAGAGAUAGAUCCUUCAGCAGGUUUCAUUCUCGAUAUUUCCUCCUGUACAUUUGUACUAUUUACUGACAAAGUUGAAAGGUCGGCCCUCCGCCAUGGGUCGGUUCAGCCAUAUGGACAGGCAGAGAUGUGCAAUAUGUACACUGAGCAAUGUAUUGGCCGCC
This is a messenger RNA of Suillus discolor, 404 nucleotides long. RefSeq lists its product as uncharacterized. The record is from RefSeq and is a predicted model, not a curated record. Bases 46 to 216 code for a protein of 56 amino acids. The transcript has a single exon. NCBI's taxonomy places the organism in Eukaryota, Fungi, Basidiomycota, Agaricomycetes, Boletales, Suillaceae.